AUGAUUCGUCUGUUGAUGGCCUCGCCGGCCCCAGGCGCUAGUCCCAGGAUCGGGGGCAGUCCAGCUCCCAGCGUGAGUACACCAUCGUAUCAAAGGCACACAAAUCUGCACGCAACGGUACAACCUCGUCCCCAUGUUAACGUGUGCAUUGACCCAGUCACGUUGGUGAUCAACGAGUGUAUGAUUAUUUCGUCAGCCAUGCGCAAACUGAGCAGAUGGUCUCAGAGUGGUGUUGCCGCUAUCCUUGGGGCAGGAGACAUGUUUGGAAGUCAUAGUAAUGGGAAUAACGACUUUGACAUAGACAUCCACUCUCUCAAUGGAGCUAUGGGAGGUGCAAGCGGUGCGGGUGCAAAUGGCUCUUCCAACAUCGGAGGUGGAAAUUCAUCGUCUUCAAACACACGCAUCAAGUCUGAUAGUCCACUUUUAUCAUCAUUCUUUCAACUUAGAUCCAUAUUAAGUGAGCCUAGCAACGGUUCUUCUACUACCAUUGAUGCGCUAGACAGCUUAACCUUGUUGCAACCAUUUUUGUUGGUCAUCAAGUCUUCGUCGACAUCCGGCCAUAUCACACUGUUGGCGCUUAAUUCCAUUUCCAAGUUUUUAAACUAUAACAUUAUCUCCAUGGAUUCGAUAAAUAUCCAAAACUCCGCUAUUCAAAUCAUUUCAAGCUUAACUCACUGUAGAUUCGAGGCUGCAGAUCAGAACUCUGACGAUGCUGUUUUGUUGAAGGUGUUAAGGCUUUUGGAACAAAUCUUGGAAUCCGACUUGUCGAACUUAUUACCCAAUGAAGUAGUAUCCGAAGUCGUACAGACAUGUUUAUCUUUAGCGUGUAAUAAGAAGAGAAGUGAAGUGUUGAGGAAAUCCGCUGAAAUGUCCAUGUUUCUGAUCACAUUUAGGAUUUUCAGCCAAUUGAAGGGCUUACCUUUGGAGAAUGUUGACGAUGAUUUACAAACCAAUUUCCAAAAUACUCAGUUACCAGAAGAUAUCAUUGGAGGUACUGAAAAUGGAAGCAAGAUUGACUUGAGUCGAACUGAAAGUAGGAAGGAUUCAAUGGAAGAAGGAGGUGUAUCGUCUUCUGCCACCACUGCUACUGCCGUUGCAGAAAGUGAGACUUCAGUAAAUAGUAUCCUGGUUGUUCCUUCCUUUGGAAUUGUUUGCAUCAAUGAAUUUUUGGGAAUAUUGAUUUCAAUGAUAUCUCCAACAAAUCAAUACCAACAUAUGGAAAGUACCCGUGUUUUCGCAUUAUCACUUAUCACAACGGCUAUUGAAGUUUCAGGUGAAGAAAUCGUCUCUCAUCCUUCUUUAAUGAGCUUGGUAAGUGAUUCCAUUUGUAAGCAUGAUUUACAAAUCAUGACCACUUCUGAUUCCCCAGCUUUACUUCAAGCUUCCUUACAAUUGUUUACCACCAUAGCAAUAGUGUUAGGUAAACAUUUGAAAUCACAAAUUGAGUUAGCCUUAACUUUAAUCUUUAGAUCCAUUUUGCCAUCUGAGGUGAAAAAUGAGUCUUCUGCUAAAAAAGCAACUACUAAUGGAGGCAACAACCCGGUAGAACGUCUUGCAUCGUCAAAGGAAAUGCUAAUUGAAUCUGUUUCCUUACUUUGGACCACAUCUCCCUUGUUCUUCACCAAUUUAUUUAUUAACUAUGAUUGUGAGUUUGAUAGAUCUGAUUUAUCUACUUUAGUAUUGAACUAUUUAUGUGAGUUAUCAUUACCUGAAUCCGCGUCUGUCACCACCGAUAACGUUCCACCAAUAUGUCUUGAGUCUGUUUUGAGUUUCGUCAGCUCUAUUAAUGACAGAAUCAAGAAAGGUCUGGUGCAAGCCACCUCAUCUUCUGCUCAAAAAUCACAUAAAUUGAUUGCAGACAAAGAUCAAAAAAUGUCAUUUGUCAAGUGUACAGAAUUAUUAAACAAGAACCCAAAACAAGGUAUUAAGGCAUUAAACGAAAAGGGAUUUAUUAAAGAUCUUGACAAUAUUGAUGAAAUUUCACAAUUCUUCUUCACCAAAUCCGGAAGACUUAACAAGAAAGUGUUGGGUGAAUAUCUUGCAAAACCCUCUAAUAGCGAACUCUUGAGGAAAUUUAUUGAUCUUUUUGAGUUUGAAGGUUUAAGAGUCGAUGAAGCGUUAAGAAUAUUAUUGAAGACUUUCAGGUUACCAGGAGAAUCUCAACAGAUUGAAAGAAUUGUGGAAACUUUUGCUGAAAAGUAUGUCAAAUGUCAAGAAGAAGAAGACAAAAAAUUGGCUCAAUCGGAAGCAAACUUGGCAGAAAAGGGUGAAAAGGAUAAGAAAGUAGGUGUAAGUACUGAAAAAGAAGAAGGUGUGGAAGAUGAAAACGAAGAAGAACUUGUGAGGCCCGACAAAGAUGCGGUUUUCAUUUUAUCUUAUUCGAUUAUCAUGUUAAACACUGACCAGCAUAACCCUCAAGUCAAGCAACAAAUGACCUUAGAUAGUUACAAGAGAAAUUUGAGAGGUAUUUAUCAUAGAAGAGACUUCCCUGCGUGGUACCUUUCGAAAAUUUACUCUUCUAUUAGAGAUCGUGAAAUCAUUAUGCCUGAAGAGCAUCAUGGAACUGAUAAAUGGUUCGAUGAUGUUUGGCACAACUUAAUUUCCUCACAAGGCGACCAGAUCGACAAUGAGCAAGUUGAUGAAGAGGAAUUUAAGGACUUAGAAUUGAUAAUUCAGUUUGACAAGGAAAUCUUCAAAGAAACUGUUGAUAAUAUCAUUAGUACAUUAAUCAGAGUAUUCAAAGAGGCAAGUGAUGAUCAUAUAAUAACAAGACUUAUGAGUUCCAUUGAUAAGUGUGCCAGUAUUUGUAUUUACUUCAAUUUGACUGACAGUAUUGAUAAGUUAAUUAAUGAGCUAGCUGAUCAGACUAGAUUAGUUGAUAAAAAGUACAGAGCCGGAUCAGAAAUUGCUUCAGGAGUAGAUGGUACAGUCGCUGGAAAUACUGCCUCAGAUUCUACCACUAAUGACAAUACCAAUGAUGAAUCAAGUUUUUCUAUGGGAGAUGCUGCUUCAGAUCGUGAUGAAAUUCCGAUUACUCAAAUUCAAAUCGAUAAGGGUAAAGCCGAUGUAAUAACUGUUAGUGAAAUGGCAGUUUGGUUCGGUAGAGAAUUUAAGGCCCAGAUUUCAAUGGUUGUCCUUUUUAGGCUCAUUAAGAAAGUAGGUUUCAAAGUCACUUCAUCUUGGAACAGCAUUGUGAAAAUUAUUCUUACUUUAUUUGAAAACUGUUUAAUUAAUCCAAACUUGUUUGGAGACUUCCAGAAGAAGUUGAACAUGACUGCUUUGCCAAAGGUAAAGCCUAAGUAUGUUAUCAAUAGAAGUAAGCCAAUGAAGGAUUCUGGUUUGUUGUCUACCUUCAGUUCAUUCCUAAAGGGAUAUCUGGAUGUUCCACCUGAGCCUACCGAUCAAGAAGUGGAAAGUACUUUGUCAACAAUUGAUUGUGUAAAGAGUAUUAAUAUACCUAGCAUAUUCGAAAUUGUUGCCACUAAACUGUUGCCCGAAGAUUUGGCUAAAUUCUGUAACUUCUUUUUGAACUUAUUGCCAGUUUAUCAUGAAGUCAAGACCAAAAGAUUUUAUGAAAGUGAAGUACUUUUCAUAUUUGAAAUUGCGGUUUGCUUUUCAUUGUUAGUCAAUGAGAAGGAACUUAUAGAGAGUGUCCUUCAAAAGUUACAGAACUACAAUGAGCAUAUUUCCAAGAAGGGGCAAUUAAGACUUGCAACUUAUAAGUUAUUAUUAUUCAGAAAGGGUGAUUCUAAGGAUGAGGAAACGUUGGUCAAAACAAUCAAAGAUCUAAGUGAAUUUGAUAACGAGGCAUUAGUUAAGAAUGGACUUCAAUUAAUCCCAGUCUUGAUAUCUUUGGCUGACCAUGAUUCAUGGUGUCAAGAAAAGGUGUUAAGUUUAGCAACCUAUUGGACCAUAUUCAGAAUACUUUCGACCGUUGCGACUCAUUCGAGACAGAUUACUGAAUUUAUUUUCAACUUAAAGGAAGACGAUGGAUUAAAGGCUGUACAUCCUGGUAAUUUCAUGGUAUUCUUAGGAUUAUUGGAUGAAUUGAGCUCCUUGGGCGCAAUUGGAUCUCAAUUUGAGCAACAGAUCCAGAGCAAUUCUAAUAAUCCUAUUGAAUACCCUAAAGAUCUUAUCGAAUGCUCCAAAAAGUCAAUAACUUUGACUUCAGAAUUAAGUUCGAUUACAUCCAAGGAUGAAUUUAUUGGUAAGGACAUGUCCUAUUCAUUGUACCAAGCAUUGGCUCAUCAGUGUUUCAACCCCUGUAGAGAGAUUAGAACAUUUGCCAUUGGGGUGCUUCAACUGUCCAUUCUUCAAAUUCAAAUCGAAGAUAAUAAAUUACACAUAACAUCCGAAGGUAUUUUCGAGUUUGUCUUAUUCCCAUUACUUUCUGAAUUAUAUAAAGAUGAGGUAUUAUUGACAGACCCUACUGGGUUCAACAAGACAAGAGUAGAGGUUUUAUCCGUUGUCAGUAAGGUUUACUUAAAUUUCACCAAUAAUUUCCAAGAGGGAGAGACUGAGAAUAUUUGGCUAGGAAUUUUGGACCACAUGAUUUCCUACAAGGAGCUCAACCAGAGACAAAAGGAGCUAGACCAGGAACAAAGGCAGAGGGAAAGAGGUAAGAGCGCCUCUCCUGCUGCAGAUGGAGGUUCUGAAGAUGAAACUGAGUUAGAAGUUUUGAAGAAUCUAAUUCUUGUAUUGCAGAAUAACGGCGUUUUGACUAGGGAGAGAAAAGAAUUAUGGGAUGAGAGUUCAAAGAGGAUACACGUAUUGGAUCCUGAGUUAAAGAAACUGCUAUUACCUGAUGAAACUGUUGCUACUCCCUCUGCUGUUCCUGCUCCAGCUUCCGAAGAGGAUUCCAAGACCUCAGAGAAAUAG
This is a messenger RNA of Dujonia railenensis, 4878 nucleotides long. The record is from the annotation of a GenBank genome assembly. Lineage: Eukaryota; Fungi; Ascomycota; Pichiomycetes; Serinales; Debaryomycetaceae.